Molecule: messenger RNA, 7619 nt
Organism: Clarias gariepinus (North African catfish)
Lineage: Eukaryota; Metazoa; Chordata; Actinopteri; Siluriformes; Clariidae
Gene: hdac4
Product: histone deacetylase 4
Exons: 27
Coding region: 395-3526 (1043 amino acids)
Biological process (GO): chromatin organization; negative regulation of transcription by RNA polymerase II
Cellular component (GO): histone deacetylase complex
Molecular function (GO): histone deacetylase activity
Source: RefSeq, a predicted model, not a curated record
CGCCAGAAUCCAGUAUGGCGGAAUCUGCGCGCGGGUGAAUCUUUUCGCUCCGACUGGAAAUUAAAGUGCGUCGGUUCGGCGCAGAGCGGAGAUCCGGCUGCCGCGGGAGGAGACGAGGGAGUGAGGACAAGCAGGACUAUUAGUGGGACUGGAUUUAGCCCAUCUGGGGGCGCACCUGAGACCUCGGUCUCUCCACACCGGUCUCUCUCUUGUCCAGCGGGAUCAGCAACCAGCGCAUGGUGUUCCCCUCUAAGGCAUCUGGGGAGCAGUGAGGUCCUCUCCACACCCUCAUCUGCCAGGACACGCUUCCUUUCUGCCUCUGUCGUCUUCCUUUCCUGUUUCCACACACAUACACACACACACACACACACACACACACGGAAGAGCAGCAGAAAUGAGUUCCCACAGUCACCCAGAUAGCCUUCCCAGUAAAGAGCAGCCUCUGGAGCUUCUCAAAACAUCUGGACUCAACCACAUUCCCUCUGUUGAUGUGAGUGCGGUGUUGCCCGUUCCCGUUCCCCCCGCUGCCAUCCCGAUGGAUCUGCGUGUGGACCAGCAGCACAUGCCCGUGUCUGGGGAGCAGCAGCUGCAGCAGGAGCUCCUGGCGCUAAAGCAGAAGCAGCAGAUCCAGAGGCAGCUGCUCAUCGCCGAGUUCCAGCGGCAGCACGAACAGCUCUCGCGCCAGCACGAAGCCCAGAUGCAGGAACACAUUAAGCAUCAGCAAGAGCUGUUGGCGAUGAAGCAUCAGCAGGAGCUGCUGGAGCACCAGAGGAAGUUGGAGCAGCAUCGUCGUGAGCAGGAGCUGGAGAAACAGCAGCGUGAGCAGAAACUGCAGCUGCUCAAAAACAAGGAGCGUGGCCAAGAGAGUGCGGUGGCCAGCACGGAGGUGAAGAUGCGUCUUCAGGAGUUUGUGCUGAACAAGAAGAAAGCACUGGCCCAGAGGAGCCUCAACCACUGUAUGCCCAAUGACCCACGAUACUCAUACUGGAAAACCCAGCACAGUUCACUGGAUCAGAGCUCUCCUCCUCAGACAGGGAUGUCCACUUACAACCACCCAGUACUGGGACUCUACGAUUCCAAAGACGACUUUCCACUCCGCAAGACAGCGUCAGAGCCGAAUCUGAAGCUGCGCUCCAGGCUGAAGCAGAAGGUGACGGAGCGGCGGAGCAGCCCGCUGCUGAGGAGGAGGGACGGCCCAGUGACUACGGCCAAGAAACGCUCCCUGGACGUGACAGAAUCAGCUUGUAACAGCGCACCAGGGUCUGGCCCGAGCUCACCCAACAACAGCUCGAACAACAUCACUAACGAGAACGGCAUCACCAGCUCAAUCUCCAACAAUCCAGUGGAGCCUUUCCUGGCACAUCGUCUUGCCAGCAGAGAGGGUCCUGUUAGCCAGCUGUCUCUGUACACAUCCCCCUCCCUCCCAAACAUCACUCUGGGCUUGCCAGCCACCGGCUCCACCACUGUGGCGUCUGGCCAGCAGGAUGGUGAGCGCCUGGCGAUAGCAGGCCUGCAGCCCGGACUACCCAUAACCACUCCGUUCAUCGCUGGAGCCCACCUCCCCUCAUACCUGGCUGCCUCGGCCUUGGAGCGGGAAGGAGGCUCCGCCCACAACCCCUUGCUGCAGCACAUGGCCCUGCUGGAGCAGACACAGAUUUCAGGUCUGAGCGGUCUGCCCCUUCAGUCUCCCUCCAUCCAUAAGCUGCGUCCUCACCGGCCGCUGGGUCGAACCCAGUCAGCUCCUCUGCCCCAGAACACCCAGGCCCUGCAGCAGCUAGUGGUCCAGCAGCAGCACCAGCAGUUCCUGGUCAAACAGAAACAGCACUUCCAACAGCAGCAGCUCCACAUCAGCAAGAUCAUGGCCACUAAACCAAACGAGCCAGGCAGGCAGCAUGAAAGCCACCCGGAGGAGACCGAGGAGGAGCUGAGGGAGCAUCAGGCCCUGAACGACCCGACUGAAGGCCUGCCGCGUGGAGUCACCAUCAAACAGGAGCCUCCUGACCAGCUGGAGGAGGAGCUGCAGCAGCGGGAGCGACAGGCAGAGCACGAGCUCAUCUUCAGACAGCAGGCUCUGCUUCUGGAGCAGCAGAGGAUCCAUCAGCUAAGAAACUACCAGGCAUCGAUGGAGGCAGCCGGCCUCUCCGUCACUUUACCGGGGCACCGUCCUCUGUCCAGAGCUCAGUCCUCUCCAGCCUCUGCCUCAUUCCCGAUUGUCGUGCAGGAGCCUCCAGCCAAGCCGCGCUUCACCACCGGGCUGGUGUAUGACACACUGAUGCAGAAGCACCAGUGUAUGUGUGGCAACACUAACACCCAUCCAGAGCACGCGGGACGAAUCCAGAGUAUCUGGUCCAGACUGCAGGAGACUGGACUGCGCAGCAAGUGUGAGUGUAUCCGGGGCAGGAAGGCCACGCUCGAGGAGCUGCAGACGGUCCACUCUGAAGCUCAUGUGCUGCUCUACGGGACCAACCCACUGAGACAGAAACUAGACAGCUCUGUGACACCCAUGUUUGUGAGGUUGCCCUGUGGGGGCAUCGGGGUGGACAGCGACACUAUCUGGAACGAGGUACACUCAUCUAGCGCGGCUCGUCUGGCCGUCGGCUCCGUGGUGGAACUGGUGUUUAAAGUUGCGUCUGGAGAACUAAAGAACGGUUUCGCUGUGGUGCGGCCUCCAGGACACCACGCCGAGGAGAGCACCCCCAUGGGAUUCUGUUAUUUCAACUCGGUGGCCAUCGCAGCCAAACUCCUCCAGCAGCGCCUGAAUGUCAGCAAGAUUUUAAUAGUGGACUGGGAUGUCCACCAUGGCAACGGCACCCAGCAGGCUUUCUACAGCGACCCCAAUGUGCUGUAUCUGUCUCUGCAUCGCUAUGACGACGGGAACUUCUUUCCUGGCAGCGGCGCUCCUGAUGAGGUGGGCUCGGGGCCUGGCAUGGGCUUUAAUGUGAACAUGGCCUUCACAGGUGGUCUGGAGCCUCCAAUGGGAGACGUGGAAUAUCUGGCCGCCUUCAGAACAAUAGUGAUGCCGAUUGCGAACGAGUUUGCGCCUGAUGUGGUCCUGGUGUCGUCAGGGUUCGAUGCUGUGGAGGGCCACCCGCCACCGCUGGGGGGAUAUAGACUCACAGCCAAGUGUUUUGGGUACCUGACCAAGCAGCUGAUGGGCCUGGCCGGCGGCCGCCUGGUGCUCGCCCUCGAGGGGGGUCACGACCUCACUGCCAUCUGCGAUGCGUCUGAAGCAUGUGUUUCUGCUUUGCUAGGAAACGAGCUGGAACCACUACCUGAGAAGGUUCUUCAACAAAGGCCCAAUCUCAACGCUGUGCGCUCCAUGGAGAAGGUUGUGGAAGCGCAUAGUAAGUACUGGCGCUGUCUGCAACGCAACGUUUCGACACUAGGCUACUCUUUGAUUGAGGCUCAGAAGUGUGAGACGGAGGAGGCUGAGACUGUGACCGCCAUGGCCUCGUUGUCUGUAGCCACCACGAACAUGGGGAAAAGGUCUGAAGAGGAGCCAAUGGAGGAAGAACCACCACUGUAGAUGACAGGUGACUGACUUGACUAGGUGACCUCCUUGGCUCACAGCCUCUCACUGGUGUGUGACCUCACUCUGCUCUCUCCAUAUGUUUCAUUUUGGCCGCACCAGGCUCCAUGGCACCGCCGCCUGCGAGUGCCUUUUCAGCACAGAAAGCAAAACAGACCGAAGACGUCUCUAAAAAAAAAAAAACAACAACAAAAAAAAACAAUCCAAGCACACCAAUGUGGAAAACUUCGCAGUUUUUGUCUGUCUCUGUCUAGAGCAGGGUGUGUCUAGGCCUCCCUUCUGCUCUGUCCCGCACAGACGUCUGCUUUCAAACAGGUUGCGGACUUGGGUCUCACUGCUUCGAAGCGAGAGCUGGUGCUUUCAGAAACAAACUCUUUUUUUCAUGGCCACUAACGUCCGCAUGGUUUCAACUGUGGACAUUGUCAUGGCUGUGUCCUCGUCUGGUUUUAUUUCGUGUCUCUUUGGUUGUUUAUUUGGUUUUUUCUUUUUCUUGAGGGAGGAAAAAAGUGACUGGUGCUGUUUCAUUCCGAAUUGGGAAAUUUUUUUGAAAGUUACUUCUGGAUGCUUUGCGAGAUGCUUGAGAGGAGAGGCCGAAGACAUGGACAGGGUUGGAGAGAGUGGAAAAAUGUAGAGGAUGUGUAGAAGAAGGCUGACGAAGCAGCUUGUCUGAAACCCCUCUAACGCAUACAAGAGAGACACUGAGAGCUUGUGCCUUUUUUUUUUACACAGCUGGUGGAUUUAAUGAUGAUUUAAGAAGAACAUUGCCUUAAACUAGUUCCUUAAGGGGAAGGCCAUCGGGUCCUUCCGCCCCCUCCUCCAUUUUUUUUCCAGGAGCGGAAUGGCUGGAGGCCCGAAGGACAGAAAGCCCUUUGCAUGUUUACCAGGAAUGUCCUGCAGACUUGUGCGUGUCUCACACACAUUAUCAUCAUUUUAUUGGCAAUUUGUUUUCCUCUGCAUUUUUUCGAUACUUGCUUUGGAGUUAACUUUAAAAUAACCGAGAAGGUAGUUGCCAGCCGUAUCCAGGCAAACAUUGUUGGAGCAGUUUUCAAUUGAUUUCUUUAGUACUUUUAAGAGCAAGUGCAGCCCGAUGUAGCUACUUGUUUAAACUCUAUGACCAAAUCUAUACAUCCGUCUCCGUUAAACUCGCAUGCACUGUUGUUCCUGAACACCAUUCCCAGUAGACCAGUAAGGGAACACGAACUAACAGCAUGAGAUCUAACCAGUAGUUCAGUGCCACUAACUGCAGGUGAACAUGAUAGGACUGUUAACAUGUUUAUCUUCUUCUACAACUUUGUCGUUUAUGAGAAAAGUCGGAUUACCGACCUAUUUCUAUCUUUCAUGUAUUUCUCACAGCAGACAUUACACUUUUUAUACAGUAGGUAUGAAUGUCACAGUGUUCAUAUUCGACUCAAUUAAUAGUGCUAGCUAAUCACCGAUAACAACCUUCUGUCCAGAUGGCCAGUUUUCAUUGGCAUCUUUCAGAUACGAGCAUAAGGGCUGGAAAACAAUUUUAAAAUAUACCGUUGAGCCUUCGAGAUGUUCCAGCUGUUAGAUUCGGUGCUGGUGCCCAGCGUGAUGUUUCCUGCAAUCCUAGCAGCACUGCAGUGGACGUCCCUACGGAUUUCAAUACAGGCAGGUGCUACUGUCUGAUCGAGUGUGUACAUGUGUAUGUGCGUGAGUGUGCGCGCGAGUGUGUGUAACACAGUCCAGGAAGUAAUCGGACCACCAGCCUGAUAAUGAUGCUAAAACAACGGAGAUGGCUGUGACACUGCUGGCAUGAGUCUCGGGGCUGAGUGCAUACUGUAGGUAUGGAGCACCUGCAUGGCAGCAUAUGUAUGCAUUUUAAAGAUUCAUUUACCUGUGUGCGUGCGUGCGUGCGUGUGUAUGUGUGCGUGUGUGCGUGUGCGUAUAUACAAGCAUGCUCACUGGCAACAUCAUUCACUUUGACACUGAUCGAACACAUCACACUGUGGACUGAUACAGACGGGCUAAUUUGUUUGAAAACCCCAACUCAUGUUCAGCCUCUUGGCAACUACCUUACCUGUCAUUGUAUGGACUUUAUACGAAAUUUUUUUUUUCCCCUUUUCCUUUUUUUUUUUUUUAUUCUCAUACGCAAGGUGGGAGACGGGCAUAUUAACGAAGGAGACAUGACUUGCAGAGUCACAGUUGUUCUUAAAGUCUUAUUGGUAUACCGCAUGACUACUCCAUUCUGCCAGUUUUGUCAAUUUUUUCUUGUCAUCUCAAAUCUUUUUAUACUUAUUUUAUUGUUGUUGUUUUUUUUAGUUUUUAAUGAUCAUUUCCCUGUUACACUCUGUACAGUUGACAAUGUUGUUUUACAUGCUUAAAGAUCAUUGUUCUCUUAGAGAACAGCCUUUUACACACAUGCUGGGGUUCUGGUUUUCUUUGGGAGGGUGAAAUUGAGAUUUUUACUUUGUAUAAUGAUUCCCACAAUUGUGUAUUUACUAUAUGUUCUGUUUAUAGUAGAUUUCUAUAUGGAAGAAAAAAAAUUAUCUAUAGAUAUAUAUUAUGAAAAAAAAUUACAAUCAUGUUUGGAAAAAAAAAAAAAAAAAAAAAAUUGGAAGUUCAAGGUGAUAUGCUCAUAUAUCUGCUCAGUGUACACUCUCUUCUCUCCUUCUGGCUGCCGGUGGUUUAGCACUGCACUGGUUCUACAUUUCCAGUCCCUUGGCACUUCAUACAUAAUGCAGCGACUUUAAUGCGUAAUGUCUACUGAAAUCACAAGCUACACUCAGUGAAUGUUCUGGCAAGUUUGUCAGUUUAGACCAAAUGAAAUUCCGUUCUCUGUUCGACGCAUCCAAAUUCUCAGUGCAGUUGAUUGUGUAUUACGCAGCUGCUCCACUUGACGUAGAAUUUACUUGUUAUUAAUUGUUGAACUGUAGCAUGAUCACUUAGGGGGGGAAAAAGCUGCAGUUUUUUUUUUUUUUUUUUUAGUUUGUCACGCCUCGGUUCUUUUACUGAAUGAUUCACAUUUAGAAUGUCAUUGAUUGAGAGUUUUGCUGAAGCUUUAAUCAGUGUUCUUAAUGAAGUAGCGGCUCACUUGACCAGAACUCACACAUCACUUUGCAGCAACAGUCUGAACUAUGGCGGCCAUUUUCUUUCUUUCAUUCUUUUUUUUUUUUUUUGCCUUAAACGAAAUCUUUGUCUGUCUGGUUUCUCUACCCAGCAUCCAGAUAAAUAACAGAAACCACAUUCCAUUUAUUUUGAUUUUUAUUCCCAUUUUUUAUGAUUAUUUUUUUUUUCCUUUGUUUGGGACUAUUUGUCAUUCCUGCUAAUUUGCCAUUAAAUCUGGGUCUAGCUUGUUUAUUCGAAGGCCUGGAUAAACUUCUGUAUCGUUCUCUUUGCUCCACCUCUGCAUGGUUUAUGUGUCGGCAUGCCUGUCUGUCCUUGUAACAUAUUUGCACAACCGAUGAGCACUGUAGGACGACACUUUUCCAGCAUCGGAGAACGGCUUGGGACACGACUGCUUUCUUGUCGGUUCUGUGGUCAGGAAGCAGAAAGAACGAUGCUCCUUGUGUCCAACAUGUGCUUUUUACUUGUAAAAAAAAAAUAAAAUAAAUAAAAAAAAAUGGAAUAGAGAAAGCUAAACAAUUUCAAAACAUUUGAAUAUUUUACAAAACAAAACUAUCUAGCACUUGUGACAUACAGACGACAGAUUUUAUUGUAUUUAUGUAGAACUUUGUUUUAGGUGAACUACACACUACAUAUUAUGCCUGUGUGAUUAUAUAUAUAUAUAUAUAAAUAUAUAUAUAUAAAAUAUAUAUAUAUCCCCUCCCCGUCCCCCCUCGCCUUCUUUGGAUGUAUUUUCGGGUUGAGCGGAGAGCAUCUGGAGUCAUCAAAGGGCUUUGUCCAGAUGUUUGACAGGUAUGUCAUCCUCAGCCUGUACUUCCCUUUAUAGCCAGUAAUAUAUCUAUGACCACUGUGGCUCGAGAGCAGUUCUAGGUUUACAGAAAUGCAUAUUAUUUUUAUCACUUGGUUUUGAUUUUGUUUCCAUUGUUACAGAAAACAUUUUCUUGGGACCUUUGCUCUAACAUUUGUCUUUGACAUCAACUAUAAAGUAUCUUGUUUUGGAAAA